Boleophthalmus pectinirostris (great blue-spotted mudskipper) is the source of this 688-nucleotide messenger RNA. It is a transcript of the gene mrpl35, whose product is annotated as mitochondrial ribosomal protein L35. The transcript is spliced from 4 exons. Gene Ontology annotation, biological process: translation. Gene Ontology annotation, molecular function: structural constituent of ribosome. The coding region runs from base 89 to 616 and encodes 175 amino acids. The record is from RefSeq and is a predicted model, not a curated record. Gene Ontology annotation, cellular component: mitochondrion; ribosome. NCBI's taxonomy places the organism in Eukaryota, Metazoa, Chordata, Actinopteri, Gobiiformes, Gobiidae.
AGUGGCCGCUAGAUGGCACCAAACGCUUGGCUUUCUGGUUGGAUUCUUGGUCGUACAGGCUUCCGUACAUUUGUAGCAGGAGGAAAACAUGGCCGCGGCCUUUGCAAGAAGAGCGUGCGGUUUGCUGAGGCCAGUCGCUGCUUCUCUGGGCAGGACGGCUCAAGUCUGUCACUUGUUCGGCACUGUUCGUCCCCAGCGGUUUUGUACCUUUGCCAUACCCAAGAUCUGUGGUCCUGUUCGGGCUCCACUCACCCUCACAUCGCGGCCCAGCAUCCUCCAGCGGGUGUGCCCUCUUGCUCCCAGUUUGACUAAGCAGCCAAGCAGAGAGAUUACCUACUACAGUGUGAAGAAGGGGAAGAGGAAAACAUGCAAGUCUGUCCCUGAAAGGUUCAUGAGGUUGCACUGUGGCCUUUGGAUAAGACGCAAGGCUGGGUACAAGAAGAAGCUGUGGAAGAAAAUGCCUGCCAGACGCAGACGCCUGAGGGAGCAUGUCUUCUGUAACAAGACCCAGAGCAGGCUGCUGGACAAAAUGACCACGUCAUUCUGGAAAAGGAGGAACUGGUUUCUCAACGAUCCUUACCUGACAUAUCAUGACCGAACAAAUCUAAAAUUCUAAUGGAUGACCUUUUUCUGUGUAAAUAUCUUGUAAUAAAACUUGUAUUCAUGAAUAAAUUAAAAUAACAGACAA